Molecule: messenger RNA, 5055 nt
Organism: Trichobilharzia regenti
Lineage: Eukaryota; Metazoa; Platyhelminthes; Trematoda; Strigeidida; Schistosomatidae
Source: the annotation of a GenBank genome assembly
CUCAAGGCUACCAAACCUGAUUUCGACUUCGAAGGUCGGCGCUGUAUUUGCCGCUGUUAAGCAGUUUUGUAAUGAAGCACUACCUUCGAUAUUUACGAAACAACGACAUUAAAUCUCCCUUAGUUAUCAAUGAAGAUAUUGUGCGUUCAGUAUAUAGAUUCGAACUACCAGCUUGUUCUGUCGGUGGCUGUCCGAAUACGUGUAAAUAUUUGUCUUCCUGUCUAAAUGGUCUACUUAAAAUAAAAAUAUCUGAUGAUCUAAUAUGUAACGAGGGUGAAACGGAUCCGACUGUUGAGCGGAUACAAGUGCACAGUCGCAAUGGUUUGAAAAAUUAUGGAAGUACGUGUUACUUGAAUGCAUUUUUGCAACUAUAUUUUCGUUUCAAGGAGUUACGAAAAACAAUAUACAAUGUAGCUUCACAGGCUGAUGAAACCGGCAUAAUACAUCAAUUACAACUGAUAUUUAGUCAGCUUCAAUUAAGCAAAUCAGGAGUGGUCGAUCCCGGUGGUUUAAUUGAAGCAUUACGAUUAUGCAAUACAGAACAACAAGAUGCUCCGGAAUUUCAUUGUUUAUUUAUGAAUUUAUUGGAGGCACGUUUUCAACAAGUCGGUGUAUCUGUUAUUGACAAUUUAAUUAGAGGAGAGUAUAUUUAUGAAACAAUUUGUUCAACAUGCGGCUUCACUUCCCGAUUACCUUCAAAAUUUCUGGAAUUAUCCUUGAAAGUCUCAUCGAAGUCGCUACCAGAUUGCAUUAAAGAUUAUCUAAAGGAAGAAUACUUGAUUGGAGAUAAUCAAUACGCUUGUCCUCAAUGUGAUUGUAAACGAGAUGGUGUUCGAAGAGCAUAUAUAACACGUGCUCCACCUCUGUUAUGCAUCCAGCUACUUCGGUUUACUUAUGAUUCAAAAACAGGUCAACGCAAAAAGUACAAGGCUUCUAUUCGUCUACCUGAUCUACUUGAACUAACAAGAGUUAUCGAUGACAAGAAAACGAAUAAACAAUCAAGUUCUGAACAUUCUGUGGAGUGUUUAAGUACAGAUUCAGAUCCUUCCUAUAGUGCCUAUCGUUUAUGUGGUGUACUUUUACAUAUUGGUAAUCAACCGACUUCAGGACAUUAUAUAGCUGUUCUUAGAGAUUCGUACAAUGAUAUCAGUGUCUCUUCGGAUAAUCACAGUAAAGAACAACUAUCUUCUGGAUGUGAACAAGAAAUGAAAUCAGAUGAAUGUUGGAGUGUUUGCAAUGAUGCAGAUGUCUUCACUAUUCCAUCACAGCAUUUCAAACUAGCUAAAGUUAACGGGACAGCUAAAUCUUUGCAGGGCUACUUAACACAUUCAGAAAAUUCAGAAUCACAACAAACAGAUCAAAGUAAAGUUGACCAGUCUACUGAAAAUUCUUCUCAUCGUAAAGCUAAAAAGCGUCGUUAUGACGCAACCACCUCUUCUACGGAUGUAAAUAAUACUGACUUGAAUGAAAGCAUUGAGGAUACAGUAAUCUAUGAAACUCCAUCAAAAAAAAUCCCAUGGCAUAGUUCAACUAACGCGUAUAUGCUAUUUUAUGAAGCAGUUGACAAGUGUAAUAUAGAUCAAGAAAUUCAUGUCCCCUCCGAAAUACUUAAAACGAUCGAAGAAGUAAAUUUAACUGAACAGGAAAAGUUAUUGUCUGAACGGAAAAAACAGGUGAAUCGUAAAGACCAGAUAAUCAACCUUAUAUCUGAACUGAAACUUCCUGAGCCUCUUGAAAUACUAUCAGAUGAGCUUACCGUGUCUUUGGUAUCAACGUCUUGGCUAUCCGAUUGCCUCAAUCAUCCUUUGUUAUUUGAAGAUUCUACAAAAUCUACCUAUCAAUCUGAAUCUGAAAAAAAGUCACUUUUGAAGCUUCAGGAACAUAUAUGCCCAUCUUCGUCAUCCAGUCAGUCUUCCUAUUCUUUACGCUCAUGUCCACAUGGACGCGUGUCUACUGAUCUUGCUGCAGGCUCAUACAGAGCUGUUUCUACUGCUGGCUUUAAAAAGCUUGUUGAAAUUCUUAUGUCGAAUUCAGUUAACAGUGAUACUUCUCACAGUGUCAAAUUCGAUAGAUUUCAACCGUGUAAAAAAUGCAUAUCAUUAAAUAUUGCCUUAUUGAAGAUUGAAAACGCAAUAAAAGAAUUAUCCAAGGAGUUAGAUUAUUUUUCAAGAACAAAUCAUUUGUCUUCCUCGUUACAAAAACGUCUUGAAGAUGAAAAGUGUCAAGAUGAUGCCGCUGGUUAUUAUUUAAUUGGUAAAAGAUCCUUUCGUCAAUGGAAAACUCUUGCACGUCAUUAUACUCGAGCUCUUUACGGUGACAUUGAGAUCGAUUCUGAUUCACAAACAAUGAAACCUGCUCAGACAACAUUGAAUCAUGAUAUACUUUGUCCUCACAAUCAACUUAGUACAGAAAAUGCUCGUUGUCUACCAGCAGUACUCUGGCAUCAGUUAGUCGACUUAUUCCCUGGUGCUAAUAUCCCAACAUUUCCUAUUCAUAUUGCCUACAGUGCUGAUACUGUCAUUGAUUCAUCCAGUAUACUAAAUAAUUCAGAAUCAUCCUGUUCUGAAUGUAAUGCAGUACAAAUUGAUUUAACUAAAAGAGCACUUUGUGAACGUCAAUUACUUCCCGGACUGUUUUUAUCGAAUUCUCAACGUAUGCGCCUUUUACAAUCUGCUGAUGGACAGAUAGAGAUGAAAGGAAGUACUGUUAACAGAUCCAACGAGCUUUCUCUUAAAGAAAGCCGAAAUGAUAUGGAUUCAUGCGUACAAAAUGAAGAUCCAGAUGCUACAAUUUCCAAUGAUAAUAAAUUAAACAAUAGUGCAAUAUACUUAAUUCCUAUGGAUUUUGUGUUACAAUGGAGAAGGUUUAUAAAAAAUCCAACAGCAGAAAAUUUGCCCAGUUCACUUUUAUCCGGAUUAAGUACUGAUGGUGUACUUUGUGAACACAAUCAGAUGCUGAAAACCUGGCAAGUUCUUAUAGACGAAUCAACUUUAUUUCCUCUUUCUUCUUAUGAAUGGGAUGUCUUGUCGCACGCAUAUCCUAAAACACCACAAGAGAAUACUAUUCCUCUGAAUGCUAGUGGAUCGGAAACACAACUGCCAUUCUAUCCAGCAAUGUAUUUACUCCCUCGUGAUAACUGUGAAUCUAAAUGGCAGUUAGAACCAUCUGCUUAUAGUACUUUAUGCGCUGAAUGUAAUUCUCAACUAACAAUUGGUAAUCAAACUUACAAUAACGCUAGAAUUCGUAUUCGUCUAGUAUCUGGUCUAGAUGAAGCAGUUAGCAGUUGUCUACAGUCAGUUUCUAUCAAUCCUCCUCCUCCUACAACGGGUCCAUUGGUAUCAUUGGAUGCUAAAAUUGAAUCUGGCAAUACUUCUAUUCACUCCUCUGAAUCCGGCAAUACAAAUCCGGACAUUCCUGAUCAGGUUGGUGGAACGCAGACACGGGUUUUGACAGUCGAUGCAAAAUUAGUAUUUGCACCGCAUGUCAUACUUCCAGCCACAAUAUUCGAACACUUUAUGGUAGGUAUACGGCAUGGGGGAUAUAGAGCUCUGCACAUUUUACCUCACCCAAGAGGGUACCCCAUGUAUUGUGACAGCACUAGAGCAGCAGUAGUAGUAAAUCAUGGCAAAAGGAACUCUAUUCCUGUUAUUUCGAUAGUCUUACCAAAGUCUAGACUGUAUUGGUAAACAAGUGAGGUUAGAUAGCAGUAGUUAGAAAGAGAGCACACUUUCAAGUUAAUCACUACUAUGCUAUUUAGUGAUGCUGUAUUGAAAGCUAAUUCAUUAUGUAGAAUAAGAGUGGUUGGUUGAUAGUCUAACUUUUAAGACAGUUUCAGAUUAUGUAACUUAGGUAGUAUAUUUGAAUUAUUAUAACCAGCAGUCGACUGAAAUGUCCUUUAAUUUGGCGCAAUUUAUCACUCUGAAGAUAGAUAUAAUUCAUCCUAGUCACUUCUUAAAACAAUACUUGUCUUCAUUUUAUUUAGGAAAAAUUGUUUUUUUGUUUAUUCUUUUGUUGUUUCUUUUCCUUAGAAAAUGAAUAAUUUAAAAGAAAUUCAGUCGUAUUUAGCCAAACGAGGCGAAAAUAACUCAACUCCUUUAACUUCACACAAUGGAAACGAUUUAAACAAACUCUCAAGUUCUCUUAAUGGUAGUAAUAAUAAUAAUAAUAGUAAAUUUACUCAAGAAGACGGGAAUCGCCAUCAUAUUUUAUGUAAUAGUAAUAAUAAUACAAAUAAUAUUCAGUCUACUAAUCAUUUGGAUUCUUCAUCUGUAAAUUAUGUUAGACGUUCAACACGUCAACGUUUAAAUCCUAGAGAUUUAUUGGUUAAAAUGAAUAGUAGUGAUACUUUAUUGAAUAUGAAAGUUCAAUUAAUGGAUAUUUUAGGUGUCCUACCAUCUGAACAACAUAUUGUAUCUUAUGGUGUAGAGCUCUUUGAUAACACUAAAACACUACAAGAGUUAGGUGUCUGUUCCAAUAGUAUACUCUAUGUAUGGGCUGAUAAUCCAACAUGGGAUCCUAAUCGAACAUACUGUGACAAUCUAACCUUCAAGUCGACUACACAAAAAUCAAAAUCUGGUAGUCCGUGUAAAUUAACAACUGAACCAAUCCCUACUGAAUCAGGAUUCAAAGGCACUCGAUUACUUGAGUACUGAUGUAAUUUUGUUUUCUCUUAUAUUUUCAUCCUUUCCCUAAUAAUCAUCAUAUGUUCCUUUAUCUCUAUUUUGUUAGUUUAGUCCUAAUAUAUGCUAUCACGAACAACUUCAUGAUUUUAAAUCCCUAUUUUUGCAUGUACGUUUUUUUCGUUUCACUAUCAUUAUUAUUAUUUGACAAGAAGUUAAACCCAUGAGAAUAUUUUUACUGGUGCGUUCAAACUGUACAUAAAGAGUGUAAUUCAGCUUUGUUAUUAAUAAAUGAUUAUGAGCUUUAAUUGAUACAAACUAGUUUGUUGUUAUUAUUCAUUUCCGAGUGCAAAAUAGGGCCUCAGCAGCACAUCACCAUUCCACUCUCUUCUCUGUCGUCAUUUUCACCGGACUCCAUGACUGCACACAAGCGUUU